AUGGGUAUUCGCUCCAAAGAUAAAAGAGACAUUUACUACAGAUUAGCCAAAGAGCAAGGCUGGAGAGCUCGAUCAGCAUUCAAGCUAUUGCAAAUUGACGAGCGAUUUGAUCUGUUCAAAGAUGUCACAAAAGUUGUCGAUCUUUGCGCAGCACCAGGGAGCUGGUCACAGGUCCUUUCCAAAAAGUUGAAAGAAAAGGAAGAUGCAAAGAUAGUUUCCGUAGACUUACAGCCGAUGGCACCGAUAGAUAAUGUUAUUUGCCUGCAAGGUGAUAUAACUUCCCAGAAGACUUCUGACGAAAUAAUUUCGCAUUUCGACGGAGGAAAUGCAGACCUAGUUGUUUGUGACGGAGCGCCCGAUGUAACUGGUCUUCACGACUUGGAUGAAUACAUUCAAUCGCAGCUCCUCCUCGCCGCCUUCAACAUCUCGACAUUUGUGAUGAGACCGGGUGGCACCUUCGUCUCCAAAAUUUUCCGCGGGAGAGAUUCCGACUUGAUAUUCCACCAGUUCCAAAUGUUCUUCAAAAAAGUAUACCUUGCUAAACCAAGAAGUUCCAGAGCAUCGUCGAUAGAGGCGUUUGUUGUUGCAAUAGACUACUGCCCACCAGAAGGGUUUGUCCCUAGUCUUCGGAAUCCACUUAUGAAAGAUGUUGAUUACGAAGAAACCGCAUAUGAAAGAGAUCAACGAAGAAAAGAUCCAGCAAACAGACAUUUUGUUCCUUUUGUUGUUUGUGGCGACCUGGAUGGAUGGAGUUCUGACGUUUCAUACAAUCUCCCGGAAGGAUACGUGUCUCUCAAACCUGUUCAGCCCCCGACAGAGCCAGCGUACAAAGAAGUGUUGGAAAUGAAGAAAGAAAAGAAUACGGACACUUUGAGCGAGAUGAUGGAAAAGGGCUGUCGCAUGGAAGACUGA
Molecule: messenger RNA, 912 nt
Organism: Oikopleura dioica
Lineage: Eukaryota; Metazoa; Chordata; Appendicularia; Copelata; Oikopleuridae
Source: the annotation of a GenBank genome assembly